This is a messenger RNA of Coccomyxa subellipsoidea C-169, 1314 nucleotides long. RefSeq lists its product as hypothetical. Lineage: Eukaryota; Viridiplantae; Chlorophyta; Trebouxiophyceae; Coccomyxaceae. The coding region runs from base 55 to 261 and encodes 68 amino acids. The record is from RefSeq and is a predicted model, not a curated record. The transcript is spliced from 2 exons.
GCACAGCCGACUUUAAUAGAGGAUGCUGACACCUGGUGGGCAAAGAAGACACUAAUGCAGGUCUUGCAGGAGAACGCUCAGCUGCGAGAGAGGCUGGCCAAGACGAAGGCAGCGCUGUCCUACAGUGAGGCCCUGCUGAGCAGCGGGGAGGUCCCACAGCCACCGCUGGCGUCAGUCCCCCCUGCGGUGGCGGCCAGCGCGGCUGCGCGGCGGCCGGCAGACUCCCCAGCCCAGCCAGAGAAGCGCCAAAAGAUUUGCUGACAUGCUGUGGCGUCCUUCAUCAGUUGCCAAAAAGUUAAACUAUCCUUUAGUCAUCCCUGCGUGGAGAGGCGAGGGAGGUCGCCCUUUCAUGCAAUAAAUUUGAUAGCCUGACGUGUCUCCCUGCCUAAGCUGGGGGCCUGCAUGGAUGUGCUGUCCAUGGAUCAGCACAUAAAUGUCUUGCUGGUUUUCAGCAGCCACCUGGCCUCACUUUUCAGGGUUUUAGGUUGACACAUUUUCAAUGGCACAGCAGAAUCCUCAUGAGGUGAAACAACUGGUAGUCUGCUGAGCACAACACCGCAGUUCAUGGACAGCAGGCGUCAGAAACAGAAAGACAUAGUAGCGAGUGUGCGUGCAUUGCACUUGCCAACCAGCGUGCUCGCUGUUGAAGCCAUAGUAUUCCUCCUCAGUGAUUGAUGUUUCAAGGCACACGCUGCUGCCUUGUGUGACGUGUCAGCGGACUGUGCGUUGGAGUCCUGGCUGGGCUUUUGCCAGAGUCCAGCAGGUCUACUUGAACUUGAUGGUAUAUUUGCUGCAUUGCAUCCAUACCAUAAGCUGCUUGCCCCCAAAUGCACAGCAAUUGGUGCGCAUUACUGAGGAUUCCUAGACAUGCGAUUGGCACCUCUGUCAAGUUGCUCGGAUUAAGUCACCUGUGAUAGGAGUGAGUCACCUGCGCCUGUGUGUGUGGUGAAGUUCAGCUAAGGCAACACUGGUUGCUGGUGUGUCUGGGCCUGAUAUUUACCGCUGAGGCGGCGGCAUGUGCCGGCAUGUGCUCAUAUUGGAAUCUGAGUUUGAAUUGCCGACUCUUGGGGCUUGUACCCAUGUGCUGAGGCAUGUGCUGGCACCACCAUUGUCUCGAAUAGGCUGUGUGAUGAGAUAAAAUCCCCCAGCAACGAUCUGACUCCUCAUGUUUUGGAGGGCUGGUUCAAUCCUGCUUGUUAUAAUCAUUGAAUGGCCUGCCGCUAGGUGGGCGGCAUUGAUUUUAAUGAGUCGUGCCAGAAUUGCAUUUGGCAGUGCAUAAGCUUGUAAAUCUAUUGUUACAUAAGUGCAAAGCCC